AUGGCCCUGCCCGACCUCGUCAAGGGCGUCCUGUCCAACGGCAUCGCCGGCGCUCUCCUCUACGCCGUGGCGACGUCGCUCGACCUCGCGACCUACGUCAAGGUCGCGCUGGCCGUGCAGUACGGCGUCUACCUGGUCCACGGCCUGCCCUGCAAGAGCGAGCGCUUCUACGACCUGUCCGGCAGCCUGACGCACCUCUGCGUCAUCGGCGCGGCGCUCGUGCAGGAGGCGCCGCGGACGCCGCGGCAGAUCGCCGUCGCCAUCGCGGGCGUCGUCUGGUGCUGCCGCCUGGGCACGUUCCUCUUCCUGCGCAUCGAGAAGGACGGCCGCGACGAGCGCUUCGACGCGCUGAAGAAGCACGCGCUGCGCUUCCUGGGCGCGUGGACGAUCCAGGCGCUCUGGGUGUCGCUCGUCCAGCUCCCUGUGGUCCUCGUCAACGACCGCGUCGACGACGCGCCGCUGGGCCCGGUCGACGCGGCCCUCGCGGCGAUCUGGUGCGCGUCCUUCAUCUUAGAGACGCUCGCGGACGUGCAGAAGUUCGUCUGGCGCUGCGACCCGGCGAACAAGGGCAAGUUCAUCACGGUCGGCCUCUGGCGAUACGCGCGCCAGCCCAACUAUUUCGGCGAGAUUUUCAUGUGGCUCGCGCUCGCGGCCGUGGCGACGAACGCGGCGGCGGGCGCCGACGACUUCAAGCGCGUCGUCUGGUCCUUCGGCUCGCCGGCGUUCACGGCGCUGCUCCUGCUGUGCGUGUCGGGGCUGCCGAUGGUCGACCGCGCGUCCAUGAAGAAGUGGGGCGACGACCCGGCCUACCUCCACUACGUCAAGCACACGUCCUCCGUCGUGCCCUGGAAGCCCGCGCCGGCCUUCUCGAAGGAGGCGGCGCCGAAGAAGGCCAAGGCGGCCGCGGCGGCGGCGACGCCGGUCCGCCGCAACCCCGCGCGCGCGGCCAAGUCCGCGGCCAAGGCCGAGUAA
Molecule: messenger RNA, 972 nt
Organism: Aureococcus anophagefferens
Lineage: Eukaryota; Pelagophyceae; Pelagomonadales; Pelagomonadaceae
Exons: 1
Coding region: 1-972 (323 amino acids)
Biological process (GO): lipid metabolic process
Cellular component (GO): membrane
Molecular function (GO): oxidoreductase activity, acting on the CH-CH group of donors
Source: RefSeq, a predicted model, not a curated record